AAAAAACCGUUCUUUUUUUCAUAUUUUCCUAUUUUUCACUUUUCUUUCUUAGGAGAAAAAAUGGAUCAUUUCCUAUCCGUACAUCAUCAUUUCCUAUCUAAAUAUAAUCAAUCUUACAGAUAUAUACAUUUUUUAAUUCUUUAAAUGGUUUAUUUCUUGUGAGGCGGUGGUGUCAAGUAAAAAAAAAAAAAAAGAAGACUUUGAAAGGAUCAUAUGAUGAAUUCUUUUAUUCAAAAACCACAAUAACUUUUCUUUUAACAGAUUCUGGCCUUGAGGAAUCUUGUUUGAAAGUUCAUCUGCCAAGGUAAUCUGGAGUCUAGUUCGAAUCCUGCAUUGUCCAUUGCUGGUUGGGUUCUAGAUCCAUUUGGUCUAACUUGCAGAAGAACUUUUGGAUAGAUUUUUCUUUCUCUGCUCGAACAAUCUGUAGAUAUGUCUAGAUCCGAGGGUGUUACGGUCUCUGACCGAGCGCUUCAAAACCAAUUCAUGCCUAUUGAGUUUCGUAACCUUAAAACCAAGUUUGUUUCGGUAAAGAACGAAGAUGGUAAAGUUAAAGUUGGAGAUUUGCCACCCUUGAUGGUGAAAUUGAAGGGUCUCAGUUCUGCAUUUACCGAGGACGAGAUUAAGCAGAAAUUGGGUGAAUCCUAUGAUGACAUGAGCAAUGAGAUUGAUUUCGAAACAUUCCUCCGGGAGUAUUUAAAUUUGCAAGGUCAGGCUAAGGAAAAAUCGGGUGGUCAAAAGAAUUCAUCAUCUGUCCUAAAGACCUCCUCAGCCACUACACUCGUUGAAUCAGAAAAAGCCACUUAUGUUAGACACAUAAACAUCUAUCUUGCGGAUGAUCCAUUUUUAAAGCAGUUUCUUCCGUUGGAUCCGGCUUCCAAUGACCUUUUCAAUCUUGCAAAAGAUGGAGUACUUUUAUGUAAGCUUAUCAAUGUUGCUGUGUCGGGAACAAUAGAUGAACGAGCUAUUAACACGAAAAAGGUACUUAACCUAUGGGAGAGGAAUGAGAACCAUACUCUAGCUCUCAACUCUGCAAAGGCUAUUGGCUGCACCGUGGUAAACAUUGGCACCCAGGACUUGGUUGAAGGAAGGCCUACUCUCUUACUUGGUUUGAUCUCCCAAAUUAUAAAGAUUCAACUGUUGGCUGAUCUCAACCUUAAGAAGACACCCCAGCUUGUAGAAGUGCUGGAUGAUGGCAAUGGAGAUAUUGAGGAACUUAUGGCGUUAGCUCCUGAGAAGGUUCUACUAAAAUGGAUGAAUUUCCAUUUAAAGAAAGGAGGCUACGAGAAAACUGUUACGAAUUUUUCUUCAGAUGUGAAGGAUGCAAAAGCUUAUGCUUUCCUGCUUAAUGUUCUAGCACCAGAGUACUGCAAUCCGUUGACCCUUGAUACUAAGCAUGCUACCGAAAGGGCUAAAUUGGUACUUGACCAUGCAGAGAGAAUGGGAUGUAAACGAUAUUUAAGCCCAGAAGACAUAGUUGAGGGCUGGACGAAUUUGAAUCUUGCAUUUGUAGCUCAAAUCUUCCAUGAAAGGAAUGGCCUGAGUGUAGAUAGCAAAAAGAUUUCUUUUGCAGAAAGGAUAACAGAUGAUGUGCAACUGUCCAGAGAUGAGAGAUGUUUCCGACUAUGGAUGAAUAGUCUUGGAGUUGAGAAUUACGUUAAUAACGUCUUUGAGGAUGUCAGAAACGGAUGGGUACUUUUAGAGGUGCUUGAUAAGGUUGCUCCUGGAUCUGUCAACUGGAAGCAUGCAACGAAACCUCCAAUUAAGUUUCCAUUUAGAAAGGUGGAAAAUUGCAAUCAAGUGGUAAUGAUCGGGGAGAUGUUGAAAUUUUCCAUUGUGAAUCUUGGUGGAAAUGAUAUAGUGCAAGGAAAUAAAAAACUCAUAAUAGCAUUCUUAUGGCAAUUGAUGAGGUACAAUAUGCUUCAACUUCUCAAGAGUUUGAGAUCUCGCUCCCGAGGGAAGGAGAUAACUGAUUCAUACAUCAUAAAUUGGGCAAACAGGAAAAUCAAAAGCACCGGAAGAUCCCGUCAAAUAGAAAGCUUCAAGGAUAAGAGCCUUUCGAGUGGACUGUUCUUCCUUGAACUUUUAAGUGCUGUGGAGCCAAGAGUGGUCAACUGGAACCUUGUAACCAAGGGUGAAAGUGAUGAAGAGAAGAAGUUGAAUGCAACAUAUAUCAUAAGUGUGGCUCGUAAGAUUGGAUGCUCCAUCUUCUUGUUGCCUGAAGACAUCAUGGAGGUAAACCAGAAGAUGAUGCUCACUUUAACAGCCAGCAUUAUGUACUGGUGCCUUCAGAACUCACCGGAAGAGUGCGAGACCAGUAAUGGUUACAGUAGUACUUAUGCAUCAGAUGCAUCUUCUCCGGCACCAUCAGUUAAUGGUGAAGAUGAAAGUUCCUCACUAUGUAGUGAAGUCCCGAGCUUAACCAUCGAUGACGCUGCCUCAGACAUUAUGGUCUCAUCAUCUCAGUUCGAGAAUGGAGAAAAUACUACUGUUGAGUAAGAGAUAUUGAAUGCCAAUUGGUUACCACCAUACAUGGUUCAGACCAUGUAGCAAGCAAAAGACGAAGUAUGGUUGCGAUCUAUGUUACCCGGACUCAAAGAUAAGGGUUGUUGGAAAUGAGUUUGGUUUUUCAUAUAUAUCUUCGGCUGAUACAGCGUCCAUAUUCGGAAUAUGGAUGUUAGACGUGAAUAUUACAAAAAAAAAAAAGAGUUUGAGUAACAUAGGUUGUAUGUUGCAGCUAUGGAAGUCCAACUAGACCUUUGAGAGAUUGCUUUAACUUUAUUAACAUAGUUUGCAUGGGAUUGGCUACAAUGGGUUCCUUUUGUCUUGGCCGGAGGAGAAAUUACCACCAGUAAGUUUUUCUCAUCAUUCAAUUGUAUUUUAGAUAAUAUUCUUCGACAAUAAACAAAUAUUAUGCUUUA
Gossypium raimondii (Peruvian cotton) is the source of this 2918-nucleotide messenger RNA. Its product is annotated as fimbrin-1. The transcript has 15 exons. The record is from RefSeq and is a predicted model, not a curated record. Gene Ontology annotation, molecular function: actin filament binding. The coding region runs from base 430 to 2496 and encodes 688 amino acids. Gene Ontology annotation, biological process: actin filament network formation; actin filament bundle assembly. Gene Ontology annotation, cellular component: actin filament bundle; actin filament; cytoplasm. Lineage: Eukaryota; Viridiplantae; Streptophyta; Magnoliopsida; Malvales; Malvaceae.